Messenger RNA from Porites evermanni, 1280 nucleotides. The record is from the annotation of a GenBank genome assembly. NCBI's taxonomy places the organism in Eukaryota, Metazoa, Cnidaria, Anthozoa, Scleractinia, Poritidae.
UUUCUUCGGAAUCUCUCUUCCUCGAUUUUAGCUAAACCAAGUCAUGUGACCGAGACUGCUCAUUUGAUUGGCUAUGGUAUUGCGAUGUCAGGAGCCGUGGUCCAAUCACUGACGUUCAUCAUGGUCCGUCGCGUGGCAGGCUCAGUCAGUUUCUACACCAAUGUGUUUUACUUUGGUUGGUGUAGCGCGCUGCUUUCUGGGAUGGCCAUGUUCGCAUUUCAAAAACCUGUUAUUCCGGAAUGCGGGGCAACAAGGUGGUUUCUUAUUGGUGUUGGUAAGAAAUACAUAAUCAGUGGGCUUACGCAACAGCACGGCAGAAAGAAAGGGACGGUAAAACGUUUGUGUGUGAAACAAACGUGACAGGGCUAUUACUUGCGUGUUUUGUCGAGAUCUUCACUUAACAUUAGUGUGUUGUGGUCCUCUAAAAAAAGAUCUGUGUGAAACAACUGAAAGUGAAGUUUGGCAUAUUUUUUUUCAUCAUAAUUAUUAUCACACUUGUCUCACACCGUUUGCCUUCUUCUUUCAUCUGCCGCCCUACUGCGUAAGCUCACUUAAAUAUGAAUCGAAAGUCGAUCGCUUUCUUUAUUUCUGAACAUAGACUUUCGCUGUCAGUUUUUGUUAGAAUCAAGUUGGACUUACACAAUGAUCGAACUCAAAAGGCUCGUAAAUUAUCAAAAACGUGAAGCAUUUUUAUUCACGAGAUUUCUGAAUUACUUCUAAAAUGUAUGAGCGCGAGAGGUGAUUUUUUAUAGGUUUACAGGCAAAGCCUCGUUCACACGAAAAGCCUGUUAGAUAACCCACCCCUAAGUUAUGAUAAAUUUGUUCACUGCAGAGCACCCUUAAAUCAUCCUUGGGAACAAAAACGUUAAAAACUGGCGGUGCCGUGCCAGGAGUGGAAACAAAGAACUUAAGUAUUAAUAAAACCACUGCAGAUCUACGUCUUGUUUAAAAAAUCUGACCGUGAAAACUCUUUCACUAUUAAAAUAUGAAAGUGUCUUUCGCGAUCAUUUUAUAAAUGGCGUUUCGCUCAUUCGUUCUGUUUUCUUGCAGCUCUGUGCGGUGUGUUUGGAAGCUUGUGUUUGAAUCGCGGUUUGCAACUUGAAAAAGCAGCUCCAGCGUCACUAAUGCGCAAUGUGGAUAUUCUAUUGGCCUUUGUGUUUGAUUACGCCAUAUUUGGUCAACAGCCUCGAGUCCUGACUCUGCUGGGGGGACUAUUGGUGAUGUUGUCAACAGGUGGAGUGGCACUGGCCAAAUGGUGGCGGUCACGUGACAGUCUGUAA